Molecule: messenger RNA, 3961 nt
Organism: Xenopus laevis (African clawed frog)
Lineage: Eukaryota; Metazoa; Chordata; Amphibia; Anura; Pipidae
Gene: gtpbp2.S
Product: GTP binding protein 2 S homeolog
Exons: 12
Coding region: 303-2105 (600 amino acids)
Biological process (GO): translational elongation
Molecular function (GO): translation elongation factor activity; GTPase activity; GTP binding
Source: RefSeq, a predicted model, not a curated record
AGUUGCCAAGCUUUUGCUUUAUUGGCGCGGUAUUUCGAUUAUGCACACGAUGGGCGGAGCUGAGAACAGUUUGCUGCACAUACAGACAGCUGGAAUGUUGUUUGGAGGCGUGGUUAACAUCGGAGGUCGCGGAUGCUGCUUGGUUGAUUUGUGACGGCAGGUGGGCGCGGUGAAAGGAUAGGGGCGUGGAUAGGCCUGUCCGCUGUGUCCGUAUCUCCGUGUCUACUCAGUUGGGCGGUCGGCUAAGGAGAGUGGGACAGCUGGUUCGUGCAGCUUCCUAAGUCUUUACGCUCCGGAGCCUGAUGCCCGCGUUGGGUAUUCCGUGCCAGUCAGGGGGAGCAGGCCGCAGGGCUGGUGGGAUGGAGCCGCGGGUGUUUGGGCCGGCAGGAGGCAGCGCUGGGACUGGAGCCCGGGGGAAAACCAAAGGGAAGAAAGCGGGGAAGGGCCGAGGGCGGAGUAGCAAGUGCAACAACCCUCCCUACCUACCCCCGGAGGCCGAGGAAGGAAAUAUUGAGUACAAGCUGAAACUGGUGAACCCGUCUCAGUAUCGUUUUGAGCAUUUGGUGACCCAGAUGAAAUGGAGACUCCAGGAGGGGCGCGGCGAGGCUGUGUACCAAAUAGGGGUGGAGGAUAACGGUUUGCUGGUCGGGUUGUCAGAGGAGGAGAUGAAAGCCUCACUGCACACCCUACACCGCAUGGCAGAGAAGGUCGGUGCUGACAUCACGGUUCUGCGUGAGAGUGAGGUUGAUUAUGACAGUGAUUCCCCGAGGAAGAUAACAGAGGUUCUGAUACGCAAGGUCCCUGACAACCAGCAGUUCCUUGAUUUGCGAGUUGCUGUACUGGGGAAUGUGGACUCAGGAAAGUCAACUCUGCUGGGGGUUCUAACGCAGGGAGAGUUGGACAAUGGGCGGGGGCGGGCCAGACUCAACCUCUUCCGGCACCUCCAUGAGAUCCAGUCGGGUCGGACUUCCAGCAUCAGCUUUGAGAUCCUCGGCUUUAAUAGCAAAGGAGAGGUGAUAAAUUACAGUGAGUCACGCACAGCCGAGCAGAUCUGCGAGAGCGCUUCCAAGAUGAUCACGUUCAUUGAUCUCGCCGGCCACCAUAAGUACCUGAAAACCACUAUCUUUGGCCUGACAAGCUACUGCCCAGACUUUGCCAUGCUGGUUGUAAGCGCCAACACUGGCAUUGCCGGCACAACACGGGAGCACCUAGGUCUUGCCAUGGCACUGAAGGUACCCUUCUUUCUGGUGGUCAGUAAGGUGGAUCUGUGUGCAGCAGCCACAGUAGAGCGUACCCUAAGACAGUUGGAGCGUACCCUAAAACAGCCUGGGUGCAACAAGGUGCCGUUUAUGGUGCGCUCAGAGGAUGAUGCAGUAACAGCAGCACAGCAGUUUGCACAGUCACCAAACAUUACCCCAAUCUUUGCCAUCUCCAGUGUUACUGGGGAGUCCUUGGAUCUCCUCAAAGUCUUCCUGAAUAUUCUGCCUCCCCUCACCAACAGCCACGAGCAGGAAGAGCUGAUGCAGCAGCUGCCUGAAUUCCAGGUGGAUGAAAUCUACACUGUGCCGGAGGUGGGGACUGUGGUGGGCGGGACAUUGUACAGUGGAGUUUGUAAGGAAGGGGAGCACUUGGUAGUCGGGCCUACGGAUGGGGGUGUUUUCUUGCCCCUAAAAGUUUGCAGUAUUCAGAGGAACCGAUCCACAUGCCGUGUCCUCCGUGCAGGUCAGGCAGCAACACUGGCACUGGGAGACUUUGAGCGCUCGCUGCUCCGUAAGGGGAUGGUGUUGGUUAGCCCAGAGAUGCUGCCCACGGUGUGCUGGGUGUUUGAGGCAGAGAUUGUGCUGCUGUUCCAUGCCACGUCCUGUCGGCAAGGUGUGCAAGUCACAGUGCAUGUGGGAAAUGUCAGACAAACUGCGGUGCUGGAGCACAUUCAUGGCAAGGAUGAGCUUCGGACGGGCGAGAAGGCUGUUGUCCGCUUCCGCUUCAUUAAACACCCUGAGUACCUGAAGCCUGGCACCAAACUCCUGUUCCGAGAAGGCAUGACCAAGGGUAUCGGCCAUGUGUGCAGCCUCCAGGUGAUUGAUACAGAGAUUGGCGACCCUUGAUUUCCUCUAUUUGGACCUAUGGGACACUUUGCUCCACAUGCACCAAAUCAGAAGUCAGGGAAAGCCGUGCCGGCCCGAGGAGUCAUGCUGAUCUCUGGUCACUGGUCUGAUCAUGCCCCAAGCUCACUCAUUGGACAAAGCAGCUGAUUUAUAAUUCCCUUCACUCGUGCUGAUUUUAUGAUGAAAAAUUGCUUUUAUACGAGAAAAAGAAACCAUUUUACAUGUAUUUUUAUGAUUCCUGACAAAAAAUCUUUUAAUAAUGGACUUGUUCACAAUGCCAGAGCUACCGCACACCCAAUGGAAUAUUUUUAUUGCACUUUCACAGAAUUUUCAGUGCUAGCAAGCAACAAAGUGACUGCCCCUAAUUGUGCUCCUUGCAACCCACUAAUCUUUGUUUCUAAAUAAGCACAUCAGACCUGGCUCCUUAAACGGACCAUGAAUUAUUAGCCCUACUGCGAAAACCCGCAGUUCAUUGAGUACUUUGCUAGGUACCUCCCUGUAUGUCCUCUGCUUGGGCUGGUUGAUAUAGUUUAUCCACUAGAGGGGAAAAAGUUAAGUACUGGGGGGAGACUGGAUUCACUUACCAAGGGGAUAAGAAUUGGCAAUAAGGUUAAAGGUGGCCAUAGACGCAAAGAUCCUAUUGUACGAAUCGAGGAUUUGUACGAUUUUCGGACCGUGUAUGAGAGUCCUGACAUUUUUCGUCCGACGGGUUUGAUUUUGUCCCGCCGGAGCCCAUUGCACUCUCACCGUAAUCCGAUCAUAGGGCCGUACGUUCAGAUUACCCCCGAUAUAGCCAUACUCGUUAGUGGCAUAUCGGGGAAAGAUCGACUCGUUUGACAAUGUCGCCAAACAAGCGGAUCUUUGCGUCUAUGUCCACCUUAAGUGGGACAGGGGCAGUCUCUUAAUAUUGUUUGCUAUUUUGCAUUGCAAAUUCACAGUAAUCCCAAUGAUUUACUAAACCACUUCCUAAUUUGUCAAGGCCAGUUACCCUUCUACGUAGGCCCUGGGCCUUAUGGUUUUACUUAAGAAAGCGACCAAUGAGAGAAGCCCAUAAGUCACAAAUGACUGGAGGAAACAUUCCAGCAGCAUCGGUGCCCAACUGAUUACCUGAUAGGGAAUAAAACGCCUCCAACAACCUGAAGGAAAAAGGGGUUUCUGCUUAAAUUUUUAGGGGCUGAACCAAGUUCUGCUCUUCUCUUUAAUAACCUUUUUAUUCUGGCGCAUGAGGUAAAUUAAACGAGGUAUUUGCUGCCCUCUGGUGCCAGGGAUGGAAAAAUGUAUGGGGGUUCAGCAGCCAAAGAAUAGCAGAAGUUUGAUAGCGGUAGAGAGACCUGUAAGAUCCUCAUCUUCCCUAUAUGCCUAUUGAAUGAUACCUAGCAACUGUUUCAUAGCCAAUGAGGUAAUGGCUUGAUUCCAGUUAGGGAUUGUGUAGGCUCAUUUCAGCCUCAAAGAAAGAGCUUUGAGUUAAUUCUGCACCCAAGUCAGCUAAUGUGCCUUCGGCCUAUGGCCCACCUAGUGCCUCUCAGCAGGCAGAGGAACCCUCGCUACCCCGCUGUAGCACCUGUUAUUCACAUGAAUAGAAACCACCCAGGCGCUAGGUGUGCCACAGGCCUUACAGGUAGAGGAUUUGCACAGAUACAGACCUUGCACAAUACUAUCAUGUAGAUUCUCCCCUGUAGAUCAGCCCUUGAGGCCAAGCACUAGCCCUUCUCUCUCUCUCUCUCUGUCACCAACUCAAACUCUUUUGCUUCUGUUCUUUACUUGUGCAUCAGGGAUGGCUCCUGUGUGUCGUACUAUUGUGUGUCCUUAGAUUUCUCUCUCUGCAUGUCAUGUACACAAUAAAAUGUUUUACGGAA